AAUUAAUGCUUCACAUUUCAUCCGCAACAUUUUUCCUUCGAGAAACAGAUAAGAUAUGGCUGAUCUGUUUGUGAAGCAAGCGAAGCAGUACGCCAAAACCCGGCCGAGCUACCCGGCAGAGCUCUUCCAAUUCAUAGCCUCCAAAGCGGCUUUCCACGGCCUCGCCUGGGACGUCGGCACGGGCAGCGGCCAAGCCGCCCAAUCUCUUGCGGAGAUCUACGAGCGAGUUGUGGCCACCGAUACGAGCCCGACGCAGCUCGGCUUCGCACCAAAGCUCCCCAAUGUGCGGUACGAGCUCACCUCUCCAGUCAUGUCCUGGACUGAGCUGGAGAAGAAGAUCGCUCCUGAAUCGAGCCUUGAUCUAGUGACCAUCGCGCAGGCCCUCCACUGGUUUGACCUCCCCACGUUCUACCAACAGGUCAAGUGGGCGCUUAAAAAACCGAAUGGCUUGAUCGCCGCUUGGUGCUACACCGUGCCCGAAGUCAACGGAUUAGUAGACUCGGUGUUCCGGCCAUUCUAUGCCGAUUCGGAUCCAUUCUGGGAUCCGGCAAGGAAGCUGGUGGACAACGAGUACAGGGGCAUCGACUUCCCGUUCGAACCAGUCGAAGGAGCAGACAGCACAGGACCGUUCAGGUUCGUGAGCGAGAGAGCAAUGACCCUCACCGAGUACUUCACAUAUAUCAGGUCGUGGUCAGCGUAUCAGACGGCAAAGGGCGAAGGCGUCGAGCUUCUGAGCAGCAACGUCAUAGAGAAAUUCGAACGUGCCUGGAAUGAAGAUGGAAACAGCCCGAAGAUCGUCAAGUUCCCCGUGUACCUGAGGAUCGGAAGGACCGGGAAUUGAAUACAUCCCGGGAAAACUACCUCCGUGAUGAAGCAGACGCGAUUUUAUCGAAUAAAAUGGAAUGGCAUCCAACUGUAGUGUUUUUCGAAUAAUAUUCGCUUUCUAGUUCCUAGUACGACAUGUGAAAAUAGAAGUUCCAUGCUAUUUUCUUGAAUUGCCUGUUAUAAUUAGAAGAUUGGAAAACUGUUUUCUGUGCUCCGAGCAUAGUCAAACCGGAAACCGGAACCAGUCGGCCCAUUUCGAUGUUCGGGCUGACUCCGGACCGGCCCACGAAAGAGAGGGCAAACUGUAACCGUUGACCAAAUUAUUUUAUUUAAUAAUAUAUAACUUUUAUUUUUCUA
This is a messenger RNA of Punica granatum (pomegranate), 1182 nucleotides long. NCBI's taxonomy places the organism in Eukaryota, Viridiplantae, Streptophyta, Magnoliopsida, Myrtales, Lythraceae. The record is from RefSeq and is a predicted model, not a curated record.